Molecule: messenger RNA, 1314 nt
Organism: Pogoniulus pusillus (Red-fronted tinkerbird)
Lineage: Eukaryota; Metazoa; Chordata; Aves; Piciformes; Lybiidae
Product: mucin-5AC-like
Exons: 8
Coding region: 1-822 (273 amino acids)
Source: RefSeq, a predicted model, not a curated record
AUGGGGGUGGCAGGCCCUGCUGCAGCCAUGGGACAGCCUGUCCCAGGGGCUGGGAGUGUGCCUGCGGGCACCAGCACCGGGGGCAAAGAGCACUUCCUGGCUACAACAGACCUGCUGCAAGCUUGCCAGUGGUGCCCGGCACAGACUAACCUUGUGGAUGCUCCAACAGGUGUGGCCAAGGUGCGAAGUGGAAGUGCUGACAGUCCUGUGACUGCUGCUUCCUCAACUGCUCAGUCAGUCCCUGUCCCCCUGCCUGGGAAGAACCCCACAGGCCUGCCUGUAGGCCAAAGCAACUCAGCUUCCCUGCCGGCUUCCAGCACUCACGCUCCAACACAUGGCACAGUUGUGCCCCUACAAAGGACCUCCUCAGCUCCACUGCAGCCUGGCUGGCAUCAUGGAGGUGUGGCCAAGGUGCGAAGUGGAAGUGCUGACAGUCCUGUGACUGCUGCUUCCUCAACUGCUCAGUCAGUCCCUGUCCCCCUGCCUGGGAAGAACCCCACAGGCCUGCCUGUAGGCCAAAGCAACUCAGCUUCCCUGCCAGCUUCCAGCACUCACGCUCCAACACAUGGCACAGUUGUGCCCCUACAAAGGACCUCCUCAGCUCCACUGCAGCCUGGCUGGCAUCAUGGAGAUGUGGGCAAGGACAUCCGUGAGAACACUGACACUCGUUGGCAAGAGCUCUUCAACAUCAAGUUGCAGAUUGUGCAGUACCUGAAAGCAGUCUUUGUAGUCUGUGUAGUAGCAGCCACCUUUUUCCUGAUACUUGUAUUGGUGCUGUGCUGCACAGCAGCCUGCUACUGCCUGAAGAAAGCCAUGGGGUGAGUCGUGACUUUUAUGCCCCCCACUGCUUCCCUCCAGGGCUGCUCAAAGCCACGAAGCAUUUCUAGUCAGAGUGCUGUGGAGCAGUCACUUGGUGAUUGGGCAGAACCUGCCAGCUGCAGAUGAGGACUUGAGCAGCCUCCUCUCUCUACAGGAAACGCUCUGCAGAUCCAGGACACAAGCUGGAAACAGGCAGCUUCCUUUCCAGUCUGAAGAACAAGAGGAGCUCCCCUGACACAGCUCAAAUCUCAGCCAAAGAGCAGAUGCCAGAGCAGCCAUUGAAGACAGCACAAGUGGAGCAUCCACCCAGCCCACUGGAGACAGUGGCAGAGGAGCAGCCACGCAGAUCACAGGAGCCAGUGCCACAAAGGCAUCCAUCCAGCACACUGGAGACAGUGGCAGAGGAGAAUCCAUGGAGAUUACGGGAGCCAGUGCCACAAAGGCGUCCACCCAGCUCACUGGAGACAGUGGCAGAGGAGAAUCCAUGGAGAUUAC